Molecule: messenger RNA, 1809 nt
Organism: Cyclocybe aegerita
Lineage: Eukaryota; Fungi; Basidiomycota; Agaricomycetes; Agaricales; Hemipholiotaceae
Source: the annotation of a GenBank genome assembly
AUGUGGACGCUCUACGAAGCCGUCAACCUCACUCCAGACGGACAUCCGUUCAAAGUUAACUGUCUGACUUGGCUUGGGAUAUGCACACGCAACUUUUUCGACGUGUUCCGGAUGGUGGAUGGACUUGACAAAGCCAUUAAUGCCUAUAAACGGGCAGCAACCUCCCCAUCGGGUGAACCCGCCCUUCGAUACGCAGCAGGGAUGUUAUGGGCACACGCAGCUCGUAUCAGACACGGGCCUUCACAACAAGCGAUAGACGCCUAUUCUGUGGCUCUCGACCUCCUCCCCCGUAUCGCAUGGCUAGGCAGUGAUAUCGCGUCAAGGCACAAAGAGCUAGCCAAUAAAGGGGAUGACGCCCCCAAAGCCGCCGUGGCUGCUAUUGAAAUGGGAGAGUACGGAACCGCAUUGGAAUGGCUCGAACAGGGCCGAUCCGUGGUCUGGGGCCAACUCCUCCAGUUACGCUCCCCUGUCGACCACCUCAGGAGUGUCAAUGAGACACUUGCAGAUGAGCUGUUGAGGGUCUCGAGAGAGUUGGAUGGGAUAAGUACACGACAGACGCAGACGUCAGGGUCUAAACGGGUCAAGGAAGACGGACCACAGUCACUGGAAGAGGUUGCCCAGCGCCAUCGACGUCUCGCCGAAGAGUGGGAGGAAUUGUUGGCUGAGCUGAGAAAGGCGGCUCGUGAGGGUCCUGUCGUCUUCCUCAACAUUCACCACCUCCAGUGUGAUGCUCUUAUCAUACAGAGUGACCAGGAAUCUGACCCGAUUCUUCAUGUGCCUUUCUCAAGCUUUUCGAUCAAGAAAGCACAGGAGCUGCAGUUGUCCCUUAAGCGACUCCUGGGAUUGUCUGGUGUUCAAGUUCGUGGCGGUCAUCAGGUGAAGUUCUUGCCUGGCCAACAGGGCCCAUCAUUUGAAAAAAUCUUGUCUACUCUUUGGAUGGAAAUUGUGAAACCUGUUCUAGACAAACUGAACUACAAGCAGGUGUCUUCAUCCUCGACUCCAACUCGCAUUUGGUGGUGUGCUACUGGUCCAGUCGCCUUCCUACCUCUGCAUGCGGCUGGCUUAUACACCACUCCUCAAGAGGGAACCAAAGUCUUCGAAUAUGUUACGUCCUCCUACACUCCAACCCUAACAGCCCUCCUCAGAGACCCUCUCAAAAAGGAUUCCCAGUUCCACGGAAUCCUGGCAAUAAGCCAACCCACCACACCCGACCAGUCACCCCUGCCAAAAACAGAAAACGAAGUCGAAAGUAUCAGACAACACUGCAUCUCCACUGGCCAACCCCUUGAAUGGCUCAACAAGUCUGAAGCUACUAUCUCAAACAUCCUCCAAGGAAUGACGAACCACAACUGGGUCCACCUUGCCUGUCACGCUGUCCAACGCGUCGAUGCGCCCACCCAGAGCGCGUUCUGCCUUCACCAAGGCCGCCUCGAGCUCUCCGAGAUUAUUGCCAGGUGUAAAUCCCUCCCUUUGGCAGAGCUAGCAUUUUUGUCAGCCUGCCAGACAGCGUCGGGGGAUGAGAAGCUAUCGGAGGAGGCAGUGCAUUUGGCAGCUGGGAUGAUGCUGGCUGGGUAUAAGAGUGUAGUGGCGACGAUGUGGUCGAUUAGGGAUCGGGACGCACCGUUGGUGGCGGAUGGGGUGUAUAGGCAGUUGCUAUGUCGUCCUGAGACGGGGAGUACAAUGAGGGAGGAAAGGCCAGAUAGCACCAGAUCUGCCCAUGCUUUGCAUUGUGCAGUUCGAGAGCUUCGUGAGGUGGUUGGUGAAAAGGCGUUCAUCGCGUGGGUCCCAUUUAUUCAUUUCGGGUUGUAG